GGUGGGCGGAUCGUAGCGGUGACAGCGACGCUCGGAGACUCUAGACAAACUGUCAAAAAGGAGACAACUAACGCCAUGGCGGAGUUAGACUUGAGUCUGAGCGAUGCGCUGACGGACAGCGUUCCCCAGCCCGGCCCGGAGAACAUGGUGCACCGGGACUUUGUGGCUGAGCUGGAGGCGGAGCACUUUGACGAUAAGGUCGGAGAGACGGUGGGAAAGACGGACUACAUCCCGCUGCUGGACAACGAUGACACCAGGGCAGACGCGGGUACUGCAAUGGAGAAUGGAAAGCAGGAAGCUCGUGGGGUGCAAAAGCCUGGUAGUAAACUGACCUCGGGGGAACAGACGGCAGCGUCGCACCCGGAGCCGCAGGGGGAGGUGUGGCCACACUCGCUUGACCAGCAGCAGGCCUUGGCUUCAGACUUCUUAUCAGUCUCCGUGGCAACUUAUUCUAAUCCUCUGGGCUUUCAGACCAGCCCCGCACAAAAGAUGGAUGCUAACCUGAUGGGAGCGUUUUCAGGUUUCUCCCAGCCUGGAGGGAUUGGGAUGAACGUGGAGGUGGGAGCUGCACCCCUUCAAGCAGAAAAGCCUCCAAGUAUUGCAGAUCCUGAGAUUCUCACACCUCCAGCAGGAUCAGUCGCCCCUAAGGAGCACAGCCCCAUGCUGCCCGAACCACAAGCUCCUCGCAGCCCUUUGGAUGUAUCAGCAGGUGCCUUAGGCUGGCCAGACCAGGCUGGCUGCCUGUCGACAGACCUCCCUUUUACUCCAAGUGUCACCACAGUGAUUGCUCGACAUGCCAGCCAUCUUGCAGCCAGCCCUGAGGACCCACCUGACAGUUGGCCUAGCCGUGAGAGCGCUGCCUAUGCUGGAGGCGACGAAAGGGACAGGGAUGGAUCAGACCGAAAACAAAAGAAGAAGAAGAAAAGACGACAGAAAGAUGAGGGAUCCUACGAACAACUGGAGAGCAAGGGCCACCCUGAGAUGCAAGCACUGGGAGAAAGCACCCGACCAACAGAGGAGUUCUAUCAUAGGAUUGGCCCAAGGAGGGAUAAAGCAGAGGGUGGUUGGGAGGAGCAACUUGGGAAGAGUGGAGGCCCAGGGAAGAAGGGGAAGAGCAGGAAGAAGCUUCCAGAGGAGUGGGGAGUGGCAGAACCAUUUGUUCCUUCAUCUGCUGUGACCUCUAACAUUACAGAGGAGGACAUGAUGGAUCUUGGGAGUUCAACUCUGGACAACCUUGAGGCCUACUUGGCAGAUGAAGAUUCAAGCCAGAGCCCCUGGAAAAAGGAGGUCUACCCAGAUGAAGGCUUGGUAUCUUCCCCUCUGUCUCAGGAUCUUUUCUCCCCAGGAGCUGCUCCCAUUAGCCCACUGGUCCUGAACAGUGAGCUGAAAGCCACAGCAGCUCCGUUUACUAUGCCCUCUACCACCAACGGCAAAUCACUCGGUUCCUUCCCUGUGGCCCCUCCAUGUUGUGACCCAUUUGAUCUCUUGAUGGAAACCGAAAAUGCAAGUCUGGGCAACAGCAAAGAGGCUAUUUCACCACCCUUUUCUCCAGAGAAUGAAGCAGCAGUUGGUAAUCUGGUAGACAGCGGCAUGUUUGACAACAGCAGUUCUCUCCAGGAAUGUUGUGAGCAAGCCACGCCUGAGGCAGACACCUCAGCCUUCAGCCCUGCCACCCAGCCAAGCCCAAAUUGUUCCCCUGAAGGUGAGGUGUUAGCCUCAGCACCACCUCUCUCGCCGUCUGAUGCUUCAUGGGUUCUGAACAGCUCAAAUAUGAGCAGCAACAGCGAUUUAUUUAAUUUUGCUGACAUGGGUGCGCUAGGUCAUCCUUUACCCUUAGGCCUAAACUUCGACACCCCAAGCCCAGCACCUCUCCGUUCCCCAAAAACUACGGCACAGGAAUUCCAAGCCAGAGAGCUCAAAGAAGGCAAAUCAUCCCCAAAACAAUCCAAGAAACCACGCUCUUCAUCUUCUUCAUCCUCUGUUAAGAGUCCAACCUCCCCAGAAGCUAAAAGGUUCUCUCCAAUGGCAUCGCCUGUCACCAGCCCCUCUUCCCCUCCAUCGGUCCCCCCUCUGGCAGUUCCAGGAUCUGGUCUUAAUCCUGCAGCUAAGCCCUUCUUUCCCAGCUUUGCUGAUCCCAUGGAAGAACCAGCUGUGGCCAAUCAAGAUGUUCCUCUCGUUGAAGUAAAAUCAGAAAUGACAGAGAAGAAGGAGGAGAAGAAGGAGGAGAAGAAGGAGGAGAAGAAGGAGGAGAAGAAGGAGGAGAGUGUGAAGAAGGUGGACCUGUUUGACCCUGUGGAUAAAGUCGAGCAGAAGAGUGUAAAGGUUGAGUUCACGAGCAGUGAGAGUCCGGUUAAGGUGGAGGAAGAGGGAGAAAAAGACAAAAUGAAGGAGGCAGAGAAACGGGAAGAGAAGGUGGAUAGAAAUCAAAAGGAGGCAGAAAAUCUGAUAGAAAAGGUGGAUGAAAAACAAAGGGAGCCUGAAAAAGAGAUGGAAACAGAGAAAGUGCCGCCUGUGCAACAAAAGCCCGAGAAAGAGGAUGAAGUGAAAGCAGAAGAAUUGUCAGACAAAUCAGAGAUAAAUAAAGCAGAGAAGACAGAGAAAGAAGAAAAAGUGGAGGCUACAGAAAAGCUGGAGGCUGACGUCGAGAAAGCACAGAAUGUGGGCAAAAUCGCACAAAAUGACAAGUCCAAAGUGUCCAAAGUGGAGGACAAAGCAGAGAACAAGACCACAGAGAAGCCCGAGAUCACAGAAAUGAAGGACGGCAAAGAGCAGCACAUCAACAAAGUGGAAAAGACCCCAGAGCAACAGCCGACAUCCGUCAAGCUCGAGACCAGCUGUGACCAGACAGAGAAGAAGGCCGACACGGAGACAAAGGCUACAGCGGAGCUGGAAGACGCCAAGACAGAAAAGGCUGACGCAGGCGAGGCCAAGAAGACGGAGAAAGACGGUGAGGCGGUGAAGCCGUCUGAGAAGCCGGUGGAAAAAACAACACAGAAGGAAGAGAAGCCGGACAAAACGCAGGAAGACAAAAAGACGGUUGAGAAGAAAGACGAGAAGAAGGACAAGGCUGCAAAGGCAGACGGAGACAAGGCGAAGAAACCUACCAAACCCUCAGCCAAUGGAAGCAUUUCAACACCAAGCAAAGAGCUGGCAGACAGGAAGACCAAGCCUGCUGCCGGGGCAACCAAACCAAGCACAGCUGCCAAAAUGCGCCCGAGCACUGCAGGUGCUGCUGGUCCUGCUCCAGGCCUGACUAAGCGUCCCGUAUCCUCUGUCGCCACCUCCACCCCCCACACUACAGACAAAAAAACAACCACAGCUAAAGCACCUUCCACAACAGCUGCAGGGUCUAAGCGACCCUCCACCACUUCUGCCAGCCGCCUCACAUCAUCCUCCACCAGCACGACACGUGAGCUUAAACCCAAGACAACAACAGAGAAGCGCCCCCUAGUGACAAAGUCCAGCACUGCUGCCUCAAAUCAAACAGGUUCAGCCAGCAGAAACACGUCUGCUGCCACAGCAGCCAGUAAAACCACUGCACCAGUGCGCACGGCAGGAUCUACUCGCACCACUACCACUGCUGCAGCCAGAAAGCCUCUGGCCUCUAAGACAGACAGCAAACCAGGAGAGGAGAAGAAACCCAGCGCCCCGAGGACUUCGACAGCUGACUCAAGCAAGCCUAAGACCACCACCACCCGCAGCACUGCCUCCACCACCACCACCACUGCCUCCCGCACACGAACCACAGCAGCCAAACCAGCAACGCCAUCCUCCGCCGCAGGCACGGGGCCAGAGAAGAAGCCCCCGGUGCCCCGCGCCCCGCGGGCCGCCUCUUCAACCACAGCGACCACCGCUUCCCGGAGCACAGCUCGCCCCGCCACAGCUCCCGAUGUCCGCAACGUCCGCUCCAAGAUCGGCUCUACGGUCAACAUGAAGCACCAGCCCGGAGGAGGGAAGGUGCCUCCUUCCUCUCAGAGCAGGGUUUUCACCUCCAAAGAGAGCAGCCAGGGCAAAGUUCAGAUAGUCUCCAAAAAGCUGGACUUCAGCCACGUCACAUCUCGCUUGGGCUCCAAGGACAAUAUGAAGCAUGUUCCUGGUGGAGGGAAUGUGCAGAUUCUCAACAAGAAGGUGGACGUCAGUAAGGUGACGUCAAAGCUGGGCUCCAAGGACAACCUUAAGCACAAGCCUGGAGGCGGCGAUGUGAAGAUCGAGUCUCACAAAGUGAACUUUAGGGAAAAGGCUCAGUCCAAAGUGGGCUCCAUGGACAAUGUGAGCCAUUCACCUGGAGGAGGAAACAUCAAGGCUGAGGGGGCACAGGAGGCAACAGAGGGGAGUGGGGACCCCCUGAGUGGCAGCCCUGCCCCGGCCCCAGGCUCCGAGCCAGGGCAGGCUGGGGGCCCCGCUGCCCUGAAGAAUGGGUUGAAGGACGGGGCUCCCUGUCAUAGUGAGGGCCUCCAGGAGCCCCAGGCUCUGGACUCACACAUCCCAGAGACAAAUUGAGUCUUUCAAGCUCAACUUCCGCGAGAAUGCUCGCUCUCGCACGGACCACGGCGCUGACAUCGUCACCUGGCUAGCCCCACAGGACAACAACAGUAACAGACCCCACCCACACGGCUCCUCUUAUUCCCUACAUACCAGCUACCACCAACAACAACAGCAACCGACAACUCGUAGUGUCUCCCUCAUCGAGUCGCUGGCUUCGGUCGGCUGCGUCAGCUCCCCCUUCGCCCCCUCCUCGCUGCAGCUCCAGGUGGAGGUCCAGGGGGUCGACCGCAGCAGCUCCUUAAAGGGAUCGUGACCGUUGUGACCCCUCUCAAUAUCUCUAACCUGCUAUUGCUACAUUUUGACCCAUCGAGUAGUUCCAUCAUGCUUUUCCUCUCACACUGAUUGUGCGCCGUCACCCUCGCCCUGCUAGAUUUGGCUGAGUGACUGUGUAGACUGUGCCUGGUGAGAGGCGAAGGGGAAACGAGGGCACAGUAAGGUUUUCUCACAUUCUGGGUUUUUGCUUGGAUCCUCUUCACCCCACAGCCUUGUGGCAGACUGUGCUCUCCAUCACCCUCCCCCAGUAGCAUCCGCACCCACAGCAGCGUCAGCAGCAAGUCACUUCACUCAUCUACUAAUCAGCAUGGAAACCCUGGCUUCUCUUUCCUUUGUGACUCUAGGGGCUGUUUGUUACCUGCAUCCACUUACUCUCUGCUUCAGUGACAUCAUAGUAACUCAUCUCACCGUCUCCUCCUCUCUCUUCAGCAACACUUACCAUAAACGCGCUGACAAACAAAAUAAAGCUAGACAACAUGUAGGCUGUUUAACUCUUUAUUCUCUGUGUUUGUGAUGAUGUGUUUGAGUGACACAAAUCGUGUAAAAAUGAGCUUCGGUGUUCUGCUCA
Maylandia zebra (zebra mbuna) is the source of this 5386-nucleotide messenger RNA. RefSeq lists its product as uncharacterized. Gene Ontology annotation, biological process: neuron projection development; microtubule cytoskeleton organization. Gene Ontology annotation, cellular component: neuron projection. NCBI's taxonomy places the organism in Eukaryota, Metazoa, Chordata, Actinopteri, Cichliformes, Cichlidae. Gene Ontology annotation, molecular function: microtubule binding. The record is from RefSeq and is a predicted model, not a curated record.